AUGGCUCAUAAUCAAGAAUCCACUAAGCUACAUGUCGAGCUUGUUGAGUUGAACAUUAAGUGGGCCGAUUUGCAGGAUACAGUUAAUUCAACAGACGAGCAUGGGUCUGCUUCCAUGGAAAGAAUCAGCAACUUGGAAUAUAUCUUACAUUCCAAGACCGAUGAAGUUGUUGAACCCGAAGAUAAGAGGGCCAAAAUGGAGGAAAGUAUGAGUGGGAAGUCUUUGGAGGAUGUCAAAAAUGGCAUUGAAAAUAUAGAUGACUAUAUUGCCAAAGCUCUUUCUUUAGAUACAACCUUCUUCAAAAAUAUUCAUGCCCAGCCCACUACUUCAUGUUCUUUGGACACUUGCUUCGAGUCCUCAGAAAUUGAAGAGGAAGAGGAAGAGGAAGAAGAAGAGGAAGAGGAUGAUGAAGAUGAAAGAGAAGGAGUUGUGCCCUAA
Molecule: messenger RNA, 438 nt
Organism: Nicotiana tabacum (common tobacco)
Lineage: Eukaryota; Viridiplantae; Streptophyta; Magnoliopsida; Solanales; Solanaceae
Source: RefSeq, a predicted model, not a curated record